AUGAGCGAAGCUACGCCAUGCACACCCGGGGGCGAUGGGAAGCGGUGCGACGAGGGAGGCCUUUCCCAUGGCAUGCAGCAAUCAGCUGUGGCGGCUCCCAGUGCAACCGUCACCUGGGGAGAUCGUCAAUCGCGUAUCUUUGCCAUGACGGAGACAAUCGACGAGCAACUGAGUAGGGUGCGCCGAGAGAGAGACAGUGACCCGAUCAAGACCGAACGUAUGAUGAGACGGGGCAAGCUACUAGUCCGUUUCGCGAGGGAGGGUCGACUGCGGGACAUGGACCAAGUCUCGAGUAGCUGUCCUCGUGGGGAAAUACUCGCGUGGUUCACGGUGCGAAUGUUCAAGGAGGCGUGCACGCACAACCGCUUGCAAACGAUGAGAUUCAUGGUCGAUCAUGGUCUUGAUGUCGAAUUCCACGCCGUUCUGGAGGCCGUGCACUGGUUGGUCGACGGGUGCGACGAAGAGCAAGACGGAAUGGACGUUGUUCCGGCGAUCGAUUUCCUGGUGACGGAGGCGGGCAUGCCCCCGGAUGUGCAGAGAGGGCUCUUCGAGGCAGCUCGGCGGCUGAUCGAGCUUGGAGCAGACGUCAACGCCGUCGCAAAGAUGGCUCCCCUAGGCAAUGCCAAGGGCGACGUGAUGCCUCUGACUCUCGCGGAAGAACCGGCAGAAACGAACGGGUUUCGCGCAACCGACGACACCUCGCCCGAAGCCCGUGACGACGUCGGCACCGAAGGGCAGGCGGCCGAGAUCGCGGCGGGAGCGUCAGCAGUGAACGGCUACUACUACCUCACCCGCAACAACGGUGCCCGGGACGAGCAGGGGGUGAGAGAGGAGGAGCACGACGUAGAGAGGAUGUCACUGGCCGCCGAGAGGGGACGACAGUGCGGGGAUGAGACGUCGCACGUCGGCGGCAGCGGCGGCGGCGGCGGCGGCGGCGGCGGCGGUGGUGCACGCUCGCCUUCUCCGUCGUCCCGUUCCCUGUGUCGCCGCCGCUGGUCGCGGGUGACGGCGAGCCGUGCGCGUAUUUGCGGGAUUCUGGUGGAAAGGGGGGCCAGGAGGGGCUGGAGGAGGGCCCCGAGCGAGGAGCAGGUUGCGCUGGACAAGAAGUACGCCGUGCUGCUGGAAGGCGACGACGGCCGCAACUUUUGCACGUUCAGCGGCUGA
Messenger RNA from Ectocarpus sp. CCAP 1310/34, 1164 nucleotides. The record is from the annotation of a GenBank genome assembly. NCBI's taxonomy places the organism in Eukaryota, Phaeophyceae, Ectocarpales, Ectocarpaceae.